This is a messenger RNA of Cricetulus griseus (Chinese hamster), 873 nucleotides long. The record is from RefSeq and is a predicted model, not a curated record. Lineage: Eukaryota; Metazoa; Chordata; Mammalia; Rodentia; Cricetidae.
GGAAGUUCCGCCCUUCCGUGUUGCGAACGGCCUGCUGGACGGGUCAACCUGCGGCCGCUUCUCUCUCGGUAAGAGUUGACUUGCGUUGUUGUCCGUGCACUCGCCGGGCGACUUGGCAGCACAGGGAACUGGGCUCCGCACCGCGCUCUCCCACGUGAGCUGAUCCUCGGGAGGCCGCGAGGGACCGGAAGGUCGGACCCUCAGCGCCUCAGCCUCGGGUUGUGGACUAGUCGUGUGAUCGCAUGUCACGUCGUUCCCCGCGUGAUCCCUGCAGGAAUGGCUGCCCCGUCCAUGAAGGAAAGGCAGGUGUGCUGGGGCGCGCGAGACCUGUACUGGCGGUGUCUCGACGACAACGCGGAGGACGCGGCUCGGUGCCGGCAGCUGAGGAGCUCGUUCGAGGCCAGCUGCCCCCAGCAGUGGAUAAAAUAUUUUGACAAAAGAAGAGAUUACUUAAAAUUCAAGGAAAAAUUUGAAGCAGGAGAAUUCCAGCCUUCACAGUCCACUGAAAAUUCCUAAGCUCUUCCUGGACUUUCACACAAGACUAUUCUUCUGGACUGUCAGAAAUGCUUUGCUGGUUCCAGGACAAAAGCAGUUUGACCCACAGUUACACAUCAGUACUUGUUCUCUCUCUGAACAGCAAUGACUAAAAGGGUCAAGCAGCAGAAGACCUCGUCAUUCAAACUGUGAAGGACUGGAUGGUAUUACGUGUGCUGCUUUAAUUUAGUGAGGGAUCUAUCUUAAGAAAAAAAAUAAAGCUUAUAAUAAAAACACAUGGUUUAUCUUCCUCUCCCCCCCCCACCUUUCGAAUAAAAGCCAAAUAGUAGUAAAUCUAGUUGCAACUGAUAUAAAUAAAAACUAAGGUUGUUACAUGUG